Messenger RNA from Bradysia coprophila, 3228 nucleotides. RefSeq names its product E3 ubiquitin-protein ligase RNF19B-like. Gene Ontology annotation, molecular function: ubiquitin-protein transferase activity; zinc ion binding. The record is from RefSeq and is a predicted model, not a curated record. Gene Ontology annotation, biological process: protein ubiquitination. Lineage: Eukaryota; Metazoa; Arthropoda; Insecta; Diptera; Sciaridae.
UUAUUCGUCCAGUUUAAAACAUCGCCGAUCACAAUGUGUGUUUUGUGUGUUUGCACAAAAUUGAAUGAUUUUGAACACCGUUUAACCAAUUGACAAUGUGAUUCUUGUUCGGUUAUUAAUAAUAAUCAUUAUAAAUUCGUUUAGAUUUCAAUAUAAUUUCAACUAAACAUGUUAAUUACAUGAUAUAUAUAAAGUUGCAUUACUAUUAAUUUUAACACAUUAAAAUAUGAAAUUAUGUCAAUGUGAAUGUUGAUGGGAUAGGCGAGAAAAUUGUUGCAAUGUUCUCUGAUUCUUUACGGAUAAUUAGCGUUGAUUAAAGUAAGUUUGUAUUCGCUGUGCAGAAGUGUGUUGUUGCGUUUGUUGUUAUGUUGAUUUGUACCGCAAUGUGUUCGGUUCGUGUUAAUAUAGUUAAAAUUGUGUGCUUUGGAUUUUUAUUUAUUAUUUUUACUCAAUUUGAUAUGAACAAGUGAUCCAACAACAAUCUUUUAAUUGAGACAUAUUACCUACGAAGGCUCUUAAUUGAAAAAUCAAGUCAAAACUAAUUGAUGCACGAGUGUGUUUUUUUCUUUGACAUUCGUUACGUCUUUGCGUGAAUUAUUAUCACCGAAUGAUAUCACUUCUACGUCGACCGGACACUGGAAUGCAUCAGCACGCGACUUGCAACGAAAUAUAACUUUGAAUCCAGAUUUUGAUUUGUUAAAAGUGGGGACAAUUACAAACAACUACCAAAUAUCGGAAAAUAUGCUGGAUUCUACUAAUCCGGUAGUGUAAAUUGAAGUUAUCAAUUUGGACUGUAUAUUCAUUCGACGGUAAAAUUUUGUGUGGUGAAAUUUUGAAAUCGAUACAAAAGAAAGUGAUAAGAACCCGUGUGCAGCCAACACAAAACGUUUAAAAAUAAAGCAAAACACAACGCGUAAACGAAAUGGAAAAUAUGCCACCGCUAUAAGAUCAAGAUUAUGAAAAUGAGUAACCGUCGAAAUCCGUACAGUCUUUCGGAUUUUUCCUUGAGGCGAUUGCUGUUGCAAGGCGCACGAGCUGCCCGUGGCAGUCCACAAUUGGGCACAAGAUUAUGCGAUGUGGAACGAGGUUCGGUCAAAUAUGAUAAAAGUCAUCCCAGCACAUCGGGAUCGAAUGGCAGCAAUAAGAACAACAUCGACUCGAUGUCACAACAUUCGGCUAGUACACUGACAACAUCCGUGCCGACCACUAGUCAACGUACAUCAACCGGAUCGCCGCUGAAAAAUGGAGCUGCGAUCGAAGAGUGUCCACUAUGUUAUCACAAUGUAACGCUCGAAGACUUUUACACAUUGCUUGCUUGCAGUCAUGUGGCAUGUAGAAAUUGCCUAGAACGCUAUCUAGUAAUUGAAAUUUUAGAAUCCCGAACUGAUAUAGACUGUCCACAAUGCUCAGAUUCAAUGCAUCCCAGUGACAUUCAAGCACUAUUACAAAACCACCAAGAAGUGAUCAAGAAGUACGAAGAUUUUAUGGUGCGUCGUGUUUUAUUAACCGAUCCCGAUUCGAGAUGGUGUCCAGCACCGGAUUGCAGUUAUGCCGUAAUUGCUACCGGUUGCGCAUCCUGUCCCCGCAUCAAAUGUGAACGCCCUGGCUGUGAUAUAAAUUUUUGCUAUCAUUGUAAAGCCGAAUGGCAUCCGGAUCAAACAUGCGACGCGGCAAGGGCCUCUAGACAAAGUCCGAUUCGUGCACCAUCGGGUAGUAUUAGUCAAGAUUCGCAGCAUCGUGACGAUAUAAAACCUUGUCCCCGAUGUCAAGUAUUGAUUGUAAAAAUGGACGACGGUUCAUGUAAUCAUAUGGUGUGUGCUGUAUGUGGAUCGGAAUUCUGCUGGUUGUGUAUGAAAGUCAUUAGUGAUUUACAUUAUUUGAGUCCGUCUGGAUGCACAUUCUGGGGCAAAAAACCAUGGUCUCGGAAGAAAAAGUUGUUAUGGCAGCUGGGUACAUUGAUUGGUGCUCCUGUGGGUAUUGCGCUAGUUGCUGGAAUAGCAGUGCCCGCAAUGAUCAUAGGUAUUCCCGUUUGGAUCGGUCGCAAAAUUCACACACGCUAUCGUCUAGCUGGAAAACAUAAACGAAAUUGCGCAGUUUUAAGUGGCGUAGCUGCAUCGGUCUUAGUAUCACCCGUCCUAGCUGGACUCGCUGUAGCCAUAGGUGUUCCUAUCCUACUAUUUUACGUAUAUGGCGUUGUACCGGUAUCGUUGUGUCGUGCAGGCUGUGGUGUGUCAACUACACGGGAUGGUUUCAAAUUUGAUUUUGACGAAGAAGAAAUUGGAUCUAGUAAUGGAAGUGUUGGUUCUAGGCACCAGGAUGCUUCGUCCCGUAUUGGUGCCACAAGUAUUGGUGAAGUCAGUUUGAGUGUUGCUAGUGGCAGUCAUUUGGGUAUGUCAUCCGGUCAAAAUGUCAGUUUUGGCGGAAUAACACAUUCGAAUCGAGAAUCAACAAUGGCAUUGGCGGGUAGUAUAACGGGUCAUAGACUAGAAGUGCAGGCUGACAUUAGCUCGUCGGAGACAGCAUCAGCUGUUACGUGUGUUAGUGAAAAAUCAGGGAACACCCUUCAUGACACUGCUUCGACGCGGGCCCUAGCCGGUUCCAUUUUAAGCUAUAAGCAGCAAAUGGAUUCGUCGAAUUUAAGCGAAGACGGUAUGUCAGACCGAAUGCGUUACAGUCAAGGUUCUGGUCAAAAUGACAGUAUGAAAGACUACAUUUGGACAACUCUACCCUCUGAUCAGGACUACGUAGCUGACAAAGCCAGCCUAAGUAGCGGUAAAUCACAGCGCAGCACAGACAUAGACACUGCCAGCGUAUCGUCAGCACAAAAACGAGCUAUACCCCUGGUUCAACGAAUUUCGAAAUUACAUUCAACACAACAUCGAAACGUAUCGGUCGACGGUUCAUCAAAUGCAGCCGAACAGUAUGAACCAGAGCCGGAUUCGUGUUCCAUAACGAAAACAAAACUCAGCGAUAAACUAAAUGAUAAAAUUAUUUAUGAUUUAAAUGAUAAACUACCAAUGCCAUCCUGUUCGAGCAAAAGUGACGUUACCACGUCGACCACACUGGACGGCAAUUGUGAAUCGUCGUCGUCUGCUGACGGUGCCAUUGGAAAUGCAUCCGCGAAAAGCCUAAAUAAAAAUUUUUCAAAGGCGGCCAUUCUACGGAAUUUAUUCUUUUCCCAAUACAUGGACGGUGGCUCUAAUUCUAAGUCAUAAGUUGAUGUUUACA